GAUUGCCUACGGAGUUUCCCCUUUUCUGUUCUCGAGUCUGCCAUGCUUCUGCGAUUAGGGAUUCGUUCCUUUUCCGGAGCUGGUUAUGUUACUGUGAAGUUACUUUCUCGUUCGGGAUUUGGGACCUUGGGAACGCCGGCUUUGUCCGUUCUCGACGAGUCUUGAGUUUUUGUACCCGCUCGAUUUUUCUAGUGCUCAGGGCAUGCCGCAUGAGUGGUGAUGCGCUUGUUGGGGUGUUGGGGCUUUCGCAUAGGACACGUAGUCGAGCAGUGAGUUCAUUGAAGGGGAGCGAUGGGGUUUGUACGAUGGAAAAGAGAAGCUUUUCGUGCUCAGUUUGGGUGCGACAACUCGUGCUACGUGUUAACCAGGAGAAUCAUCAUCAGGUCACUUGAGGAGAACAUGGGUGUUCAUGAUCCUUCAGAAGCAACAACAUCUUGUAUAGAUGCUAGAAAAGAUUCACAGAGCACCGUGGAGAUAAAAAUUAAAACAUUGGAUUCUCAAACAUACACUCUGCAAGUAGAGAAGUCUGUGCCAAUCCCAAAGCUGAAGGAACAAAUAGCCAGCAUUACUGGGGUAAUCUCAGAACAACAACGUCUAAUAUGCCGUGGCAAGGUUCUGAAAGAUGAUGAAAUUUUGUCUACAUAUCACAUUGAAGAUGGUCAUACUUUGCAUAUGGUUGUUAGACAACCACAACAAUUUUCUUCAUCCCCAUCAAGUCAUAUGGAAAAUGAAGGUGCACCAGCUGCUAAUGCUACUUCGGAUACUUAUCAUAGUCAUGUUAGUCAAGGAGCUCAUACCUUAGUCUUUGAGACUGCUAAUAUUGGUCAUGGGGAUCAUCAUACUCAUCUUUCUCAGAUUAUAUCUAGUAUCUUGAAUGCUGUUGCAACAAGAAAUACUGAAUCCCAGACCUCAACUACAGAUCUCAGGGAUUUGAGUGCAAGAGCCUCUCUUGACAUUCCAUUUGGCGAGCUUGGUUCUAGGCAGUCAUCUGACCAAUUCCAAGCUGCAGUUCCAUUAGGGCCUCAACAGCCGACUGUAAUUCCUGAUUCUUUGACCACCAUACAUCAGUAUUUGAGCUUCAUGAGGAAUGAGUUCUUCAGAGAAGGUGUGGAAUACAGAAAUGAACCAGACACCGCUAAUAUGCUUGGCAAUGGUCUUCAGUCUCACCAUUCUUUUACCCCAGGUGGCCCACCAAGUCUAGCGUCUUUAACAGACAUUCUACUUUCUACAAGAGAAUUGCUAAUGAUGCUAGCUGAUGGAUACAUAUCACAAUUCACAAGGCGCCUAGAGGAUCAAGUAAAUUUGAUGGAUCCUCUUAUGCGUGGGAACCUUCAAAACAGUGUGCUUAGGUCUGGAAUCUUAUUGCAGAAUUUGGGUUCAUUACUGCUAGAGCUGGGUCGUAUAACAAGGACAUUGCGCUUUGGUGAAAGACCAUCUGAUGCUGUGAUCAAUGCGGGACCAGCAGUUUUUAUCUCUGCAUCUGGACCUAAUCCUCUUAUGGUUCAGCCUGUUCCUUUCUUUCCAGGAUCAAACUUUAGUUCACAUCAUAUGGGAGCGGCAUAUACUGGUCAUGGUUCACAAGGUGAACCGCUGGGUACUACAUUUGUUCCCGGAAAUAUCACCAUUCGUCUUCGUGCAGGUCGUACUGUACCAGUUUCCCAUCAUAACCUAGGCACACAAGGUGGACAAGAAGUUCAAGAAACAUCAAAUCCAACUGAAAAUUCUUCUAUUUCAAACGUUGUUCCUCAAGCAGUUUAUGGAGCUUCAGAUAAUCCAUCUCUUGCUGGAGAUUCUGGAGUAAGAGUAUUGCCGAUAAGAACAAUGGUUCCUCUACCAGCUGGAGUUCGCCAAUCCACAUCCGACCCAUCUGGUAGUGCAGUUGGGUUAAUCUACCCAGUUCUUGCAAGGGUUCAACAUGUUACUUCUGGGAACUUGGGUGAUUCUAGGGGCAAUGUAUUGUCUAAUGGGGAAAACGAGAAUGGUCAUAACAGUGAGCAACAGCAUACCACUGAAUCUACUAUACAAUCACAAAACUUGGAAUCUUCUAUCGGAGAUUUUAUUCAUGAGAUUAACCAAAUUUCUGCAAAUAUAGAUUCUUUUGCUUCUGGGUUAAAUGCCUCAAUAAAUGAAUCAGCUCCAGCUUCACAUCAAGGCUCUUUAAGAGACUUCCUUAGUGGAAACCAACAGAUGCAAUCCAGUAUUAGCAACAACGAAAUCCAAUUUGAACAACAGAACAGGCAAAGCCCUAUUUCUCAACUAACUGGCAGAUUGGAUCAGUGGCUACAGUCAUUUUUACCCAGAGAGCAAGUUCAUGUUAAUGCCACUAGUCAUCCUGAGUUUGCUAGAGGUUCUUCUGCACAUCAAGCAGGCAUAGGUGGAAAUUCCUCGCCUGAGGUGGGUGUAAGUGUAAGUGAGGAUGGAUUAUUCUUCUCAAGGUUAGUACGUAAUCUUAUGCCAUUCAUAUCUCAAGCCACAUCAACAGAUCAAGAUACAAUAAUUAAUCAGAGCUCUUCAACAGCAGUGGCCACCAUGCAGAACUCAAAUGACUCUAGUAGUUCCCGAAGUCGUCGAGACCCACCUGAUGCCCCCAGUCCAAAACGUGCAAGGGGUGAAUGAAGCAGAUAUUCAUAUGGAGGUCUUAAAACUUUGGGUAAGAGUGCUAGCAAAUGCCACUAAGCAAACUACCGAGCAUGCCGCACUUGAUGUUGAAUGUUUUCCGCAUACCCUUCUUAAAGAUGAAUGUUAUCCAGCUUCUGAGAGGUUAAACAAACUUUUUCUACCUGCGCCCGAACCGACGACUCGGGUGGAUAUUAGCAAAUUCCUUCUCCAAUUGUCGCAUUGUACUCAAAGAGCCUGUACAAUGGCCAUCUUCAUGUUUAUUUGUGUUUUCAACAAGAUGAUCAGUGCAAAAUUUAUGAAAUUUUUUCUUGUAAAUCAUGGUUCCGUCACCAGGAAGUCAUGAUACUAAUAUUUAUACUUCAUAAGCACUUCUUAACCAUGUCACUAUUUUAUUCAA
Zingiber officinale is the source of this 3016-nucleotide messenger RNA. RefSeq names its product ubiquitin-like domain-containing protein CIP73. The coding region runs from base 292 to 2616 and encodes 774 amino acids. Gene Ontology annotation, molecular function: polyubiquitin modification-dependent protein binding; misfolded protein binding. Lineage: Eukaryota; Viridiplantae; Streptophyta; Magnoliopsida; Zingiberales; Zingiberaceae. Gene Ontology annotation, cellular component: BAT3 complex. The record is from RefSeq and is a predicted model, not a curated record. The transcript has 16 exons.